Adineta ricciae is the source of this 672-nucleotide messenger RNA. The record is from the annotation of a GenBank genome assembly. Lineage: Eukaryota; Metazoa; Rotifera; Eurotatoria; Adinetida; Adinetidae.
AUGGCAUCGUCUUUUGCAUCUUUCUUUGCUAAAGACAAGACGUUUCGUCCCAAGAAGAAAUUCGAACAGGGUACAAUGCGAUACUCGCUUCAUAAACAAGCCAGUGCUUCGUUAAAAUCCGGUCUUGAUUUGAAAGAGAUUGUUAAACUACCUGACAAUGAAGAUGAAGAUGAUUGGAUUGCUGUACAUGUGGUCGACUUUUUCAAUCGAAUCAAUCUGGUCUACGGGAUUAUUACUGACUAUUGUACUCCGCAAAGUUGUCCAACGAUGUCUGGCGGACCUCGAUAUGAAUAUCGAUGGUGUGACGGUGUAAAAUAUAAAAAGCCAACAUCAUUAAAUGCGCCUAGUUAUAUAACUUUACUGAUGGAAUGGGUCGAAACGAUCAUCAAUGAUGAAGCGAUAUUUCCUGUACAAGUCGGUACCCCGUUCCCGAAGAAUUUUCGUUCGACAUGUAAAAAAUUACUAUCACGAUUAUACCGGGUGUUUGUUCAUGUUUAUGUACAUCAUUUCGAUCGCAUUAUUGACUUGCAAGCGGAACCGCAUGUCAAUAUGUGUUACAAACAUUUCUGCUACUUUUGCCACGAAUUUGAUUUGUUGAAAAGAGAAGAAAUGGCUCCGUUGUAUGAAAUGACCAAUCGACUGUGUCCAGAGGUACUUGGUGUCGUCAAAUAA